CUCGGAUUCUAGCGUCCCCCUCGGGGAGAGCAGCACAAUCUCCUUCCGCAGUCUCGACUGGUAGCCCGUACGCUUCUUCUAUAGCCUGCCCUGCACACCAUUGUCAUGGUCAUCACUACUCACCAGAGCGUGUUCCUCUCAGUGUGCGUGACCAUGAGAGAGACCCACACUUGACUGAACUCCAUAGGAAAGAGCAACAUUUUUCCAAUCAAUCAGAUCAGGCCUUUGCGUGUUAGCUUCUCGUAAUCCAUCGUUUUCUGCUGUCAUCAGUUGGGGAUCAAUCUUCUCAAACCACGCACUGGAUUCCUUUCCGUCCCCUGAUUUCCGAUGCAGCAUGCCAAGGAUGAUGGAUGGCUCUAUGAUUUACUAGCUGACACCUGAGUGUGAGUGAGUGUGUGUGUGUGUGUGUGUGUGUUUCUGAUCAUUUCUUUGGUCUGAUCAUUUUGUUUGGCCUCUUGCUUCUCCCCUCUCCCUCCCUGUUCGUCUCUCUUUCGUGACCACCUGACGGUUUCAUCAUCCCAAUCUCAGAUCACUCGACCGAUCCCACGAGCUGCGUGCUUGCUUUGCUGUCUGAUUCUGAUUCUUGUCCACCUCACUCGCUCGCUAGGAUCGAUUUCAAUCAAUCAUCCAGUCGUAUAUCUUGCAACUCUACUCUGCUCAGAUUGGAUUAGGCUCGGCUCAAGUUGGAACAGAGGAUCGGGUUGAAUUUCUUGGCUGCAGCAAUGCUGAAGAAAGCAUCAGGAAGAGCUGCCGCCGCAAUGGGCUGCGGUGGUGAUCCCCCAGCACCCUCGUGUCCCACACCCAAGCUCACCGACGGCGGCACCGGCACCGGCACCGGCAGGCCGGCGUCUCGGCUUCUCUCCACGAGGUCGUUCCCGAGCCUCUUCACGGACUCCGCCGCCAUGAGCGCCGCCUCCGUCUCCGUGGCCGAGCUGUCCAGGAACGCUCCCUGCUCCUCCGGCGGGAGAAACGGCAGCGCUCGGUCCGUUGGCAUCGGCGGCAGCGCGGCCGCCGCGGGCCUGGCGGGCGUGCUGGUGGCCGAGGAGGAGGAGGAGGCAGAGCGGGGCUCCUGCAAGAACAACCGCAGGGUGCUCCUCGGGAUGCGACUCAGGGUGCAGCUGCCGCCGCCGACCGGUAGGGGACCAGGCGGCGGCGGCGGAGGAGGAGGAGGGGACCUCCCGGGCUCGCCGAUCGAGUUCGGCGUCAAGAACAGGGACGCCCAGCUCGCGCUGCUCUCCCCCGUGCAGCGGUCGCCGCUGUCGUCGGCGGCGGCCAGGCUGGCGCGGAGGAGCGAGGUGGAAGAGUUCGCCGGGGAGGACUACACCUGCGUCAUCGCCCGCGGGCCUAACCCCAAGAUGACGCACAUCUUCGAGGACCGCGUCGUCGAGAGCCCCGCCGAUGCCGGCGCCGGCGCCGGCGCCGGCGGCGGUGGUGGUGGUGGGGACGCCUGCUGCUUCCUCCCAAGCUCUUGCUCUGGGUGCAAGGAUGCUGCUCUCUUGCUGCCAAGAGGUGAGAAGGAACUCUGCAGCAACCACCAAUGGAACGAAGGGCUGCUGUUUGGUGAAAGGGCUAUCGGUUCACUGGACUCAUCGGUGAAACUGAAGCCCUGACUGAAUUCUCCGUCCUGGAUUUUGGCAGAGCCUAUAUAUGUUAAGUGAUGAACCAUCCUUCUCUCCUUGUUGAGAAAUUUUGAUCUGAAAUGGAUGUAUGACCUGUGCUGGGACCAAUGUUAUCCGUGAUUUGUCCCUGCGUCUUUUGGCUGUACUAGGAACUGAUGACAAAUGUUGAGCAGUUCAACUUUGUUGCAGUCAGAUACUGUUGAGUUGGUAUGCCCUUGUUUCAUCUGUUAUAAGGUUCAGUCUGAGGUUCAUGUAUUAAUUGGAAUUGCGCACAAAA
This is a messenger RNA of Sorghum bicolor (sorghum), 1896 nucleotides long. RefSeq names its product protein lingerer. The transcript has 2 exons. NCBI's taxonomy places the organism in Eukaryota, Viridiplantae, Streptophyta, Magnoliopsida, Poales, Poaceae. The record is from RefSeq and is a predicted model, not a curated record. The coding region runs from base 723 to 1610 and encodes 295 amino acids.